This is a messenger RNA of Gasterosteus aculeatus aculeatus (three-spined stickleback), 2453 nucleotides long. NCBI's taxonomy places the organism in Eukaryota, Metazoa, Chordata, Actinopteri, Perciformes, Gasterosteidae. The record is from RefSeq and is a predicted model, not a curated record.
CUUAGUUAAUGAAAUCACUUAAGUUACGUGACGUUGGUGACCGAUGUCGUGUUUUUAUAUUCACAUAAGACUUUAGAACAAACUGCACUUAGUAAUAACUUAACUCCGUCCUGCUGCCCCCCAUACAGCCCCUGAGCCAGACCCUCACCUGAACCCCCCCGGGUCCGUGUUACUGUUAGUUAUGAGUUACUUAUGAGCAUCAAUGUACUACACACAUUUAUAACAAACACACAUUUACAACAAACACACAUUUAUAACAAACACACAACGACCAGCUCACGUUGCCGGGAGCCGUACUCGCUUUGCUCCUUUAGUUGUGUGGCGUGAAUAUAAACUAACGUUAACUUUACAUUUAGUGGAGGUGACGCUGAUGACGCAAGCAGAAAGUCCCCCCCGUAGGCCAGACCCGUUUCAGAGACCGCUCGGUUCAGCCUAUGCGGUUGUUGGAGGACGCAGCCCAGGUCUACCGCAAAGGCUGCUGAAGGCUGCAGGCUACAAGGAUGCAGCCUAGUGACUUUGAUACACCACUUUUGUGCAUACAUGAGGAGCAGCUGAUCAUGUAUAUUCAUUAUUACUGAAUAAACAUGACUAAUGAAGAUGUACUACUAUCGAUAUGAGAGUGCUGAGGUGAGCUGCUGCUACAAAUACCUCAUGUUCAGCUACAACAUCAUCUUUUGGCUGGCUGGUGUUGCCUUCAUCGCAGUUGGUUUCUGGGCGUGGAGUGAAAAGGGGGUCCUGUUGGAUCUGACGCAGGUAACCCAGCUGCAUGGUUUUGAUCCGGUCUGGUUGGUCCUGGUCGUUGGUGGCGUCACAUUCAUCCUGGGCUUUGCCGGAUGUGUGGGAGCUCUGAGAGAAAACAUCUGUCUUCUAAAGUUUGUGUUCUCCAUCUACGUAUUUUUCUCAACGUUCCAGUUGUUUUCUUUUUGUUCUUCUCAGUUCUCUGGUGUGAUCGGCUUCAUCUUCUUGUUGGAGCUGACGGCUGCGGUUCUGGCCGUGGUGUUUCAGAGUCAGGUCCGAGAAUGGAUCAACGACUUCUUCUUAGCCAAUGUUAAAGGUUACAGAGACGACAUCGACCUGCAGAACCUCAUCGACUCUCUGCAGAGGAUGAAUCACUGCUGUGGAGCUCAGGGACCAAACGACUGGAAUCAAAAUGUUUAUUUUAGCUGUAACGGAACCCAUCGCAGCAGAGAGAAGUGUGGAGUUCCUUUCUCCUGCUGCAUCACAGAUCCUGCUGACUCUGUGCUGAACAGUCAGUGUGGAUACGACGUGAGAAAUCGGCCAACGAGUGAGUGGACUGAGCAUAUCUACACCAAAGGCUGCAUUGCUGCACUGGAGGAUUGGUUACCUGGCAACCUCUACACGGUAGCCAUAGUCUUCAUCGUCAUCUCUCUUCUGCAGAUGGUGGGGAUCUACCUGGCCAGGACUCUGAUCUCGGACAUCGAGAAGGUCAAUUUCAGCUACUGAAGCCACACCCACAGAGGGUGGAGCUUCUUUCAGAGGAGGCGUGGCCUCUGCCAGGUGGACCAAAUUUCUUCAGAUGUGCCUUCUUCUUCAGUAACUUUGCUGUACCUCCCUUUACUUCCUGUCAUCAGUUUGAGGAUCUCAUGAUGACUUUGUUGCUAUGGUUACUGAAAACAUGCUGCUGAAUAUGCAUAAAUCUUUCUUUGGGCCUUUUUUAUGUUGCUGUGUCUUCAUCUGUUCGAUGAUGAAACUCUUCACCACACUGCCUUCAGUUCCUCUAUCAUGCUCUGUGCGUCCUUCAUCAUCGUCAUCUUCUUCAGGUUGAACUCAGGUCUUUUGUAAGUUCUGAAAUUAUUCAGUUUACUGUGAUUUACAGGGCAAUAGGACCGAUGUGUGAUUGUUAAAUGACUGCAAUUAUUAAUUGAUGCUCAAAAUGUUCAAAAGAAAAGGAGUAGAAGGGGAGUUAGACUAAAAUGAUUUGACACGCAGACUGCUCCCUAGUUAGCUAGCAUGCUAAGUCUGCUUCAAUGCUAACGCUUUACCAGUGACCCCCCCCCAGUCAAACAAACUGUUCUGUGAAGUCCCGUCACCACAACAACCAGUGAACCGGUCUGUUCUACUCCUCUUCUAUUUCUACGUACUGACCACUGAGCCGCAGAAACCACAGAAGAUGAAUGGGAACUAAAUGUCAUGUGAUCACAUAUUUGAUUGAAUAUGAAGACUUUUUGGAUCCGGGAGGUUUGAGUGAAUUAUGUUUUUGUUAAAAUAUUUUGUAUGAAUAAGAAGAUUUUGAACCGACGGGAAUAAACCGGAGAAGAUUUUGAGUUUGUUGGGACUUUCUGCUUCAACUGAUUUCAUAUUUUCUGUUGAUGAAUUAUUAUUAUGAAUUCAUUGAGGUUUUUGUCUCAUUUUUAAUCUGAUUGGAUUUUAUAUAGUGAAAUUUUUAUGGCUUUUUAUAUUCACCUAAAUAAAACUGAAGUUUGGUCACAGUG